Diaporthe amygdali is the source of this 1302-nucleotide messenger RNA. RefSeq lists its product as uncharacterized. The record is from RefSeq and is a predicted model, not a curated record. The transcript has a single exon. Bases 1 to 1302 code for a protein of 433 amino acids. Lineage: Eukaryota; Fungi; Ascomycota; Sordariomycetes; Diaporthales; Diaporthaceae.
AUGCUGAGCAUCAUGAUGGCCAUGCUCUUUACCUUACGAGCUCUCGAGGAUCACCAUAUGUCACUACCCGGGGCCGAGGAAUAUCAAGAAGCCUGUCCAGAGGGGUCCCGUAGGACGUCGACUGGAGCCUUUGUCAAGCUUUUUGCUGCUACCGUAACAACAGUGGGGGUACAUGGGCACCUGAACUCCAUCAACGGCUCGCGUUCCUGGAAAAGUGAGCUAUUUCGUGCAAUUGAGGUCUCCACCAAUCCACUGGCGCCAGUCUUCUCAUUCUCAACAAGCCUCUGGUUUGGGUUCAUAGAUCUUUUCAAGAUUAGCCCGGGAUCUUGGGAGACGGAAAUCACCUUCAGGUAUCGGUUCGCGAGGCUCUGCGGCUGUCGUUGCAAUACCACGUUAGACGUUGAGCGCAAUUUUCCGCUCUCAGCCAUCGGCCCUCGUCACCUUGAAGCGACUCCACUCGAACGGGAUCUGACGUGGGUUGGCCGUGUGUUGGUCUUGCUCAUCUUACUUGGGCAGUACUCACAAGCCGCACUGUUGCUAAUCCGCCGCACUCUCUCCGACACAGCGGCAGCAGUGGACUACGCCAUGCUUCUGUUGGUUUUCUCUGGUCUGGUCGCUCUCUGCCAGUCCAUGACCAUCUCGCUUUUGAAUUUGUCUUGGACAUCAGAGAUUCAUAUUCAGCCCUGUACAGAGCCCUACUGCAGCCUCCCCGAGUGUAUUUCUUUCAAGAAAGAGCAAGGGCUACCCAAUAAAGCAAUCCGUGCCAUCGUUUUUGGUCGCGAUAUUGCGCCCAUCUCACGGACGAUUCUCUACCAUUUGGCGGGCGGUUUCGCCCAAUUGUCCAUUCUUGGGCACAAGCGAGACAGUUUCUGGAUGGUUCUAAUGCUGCUAUGGGGUGGACAAGUAAGCUGGCUAUCAUCGAUCUUCUACAUCGUCCACAUAGAUCGCUUGAAGGCCCUUAUUACCGGAGACCAAGAACUUCAAUUUAUGGGAACUAUGGACCCUACAUCAGAUCAACAACAGUCGGAAUCACUGCCAGCCCCGGUCCCAGAUGACAGCCAUGACACAUCAGAUCAACAUUCAGGAAUAUUGGUAGUCGCUAUUUUUUUCAUCGUGGGUAUGGCCGCUAUCGUAUGGCUGUGUAUGAACGUUCUCUUCCAGCUGUACUACCUCGUGGCCCCUUGCAUCAGCCUGUAUAUCGACAUUGUGUCAGAGACAGCAUCUUGGAAAAACACGGAUCCCACAAAGCCCUGUCCUCAGCUCUGGAAGGACAAUCUUGAAGAUGAGCUCUGGUGGUUCUGA